Oreochromis niloticus (Nile tilapia) is the source of this 2595-nucleotide messenger RNA. RefSeq lists its product as uncharacterized. The transcript has 6 exons. Gene Ontology annotation, biological process: DNA integration. The record is from RefSeq and is a predicted model, not a curated record. Lineage: Eukaryota; Metazoa; Chordata; Actinopteri; Cichliformes; Cichlidae. Bases 1 to 2247 code for a protein of 748 amino acids. Gene Ontology annotation, molecular function: nucleic acid binding.
AUGCUGUUGGGCCUGCGGGAGGGCCCGUUGUCGCAAACCCUGCGAGCCUACGUGCGUCACCAUCCAGAAGAGGAUUUCGCAACAGUCCAUCGGGAGGCGUUGCUUCUAGAGGAGGAACAGCUGGGACACCAGGGAUUGCAAACUACGUGUUUGGCAGUGGGCAAGUCUGCUUUUCACCCUCAAAAGCUGAAGUCCCGCAGAGCAUGGAAAGAGGCGUUUGCUGUCUGUCAACAGACUGCUACCACCAAGACUGAUGGCUUUCUAGGCUAUGUUCGACCUGCUAGCCGCAGAGGAGUCAAGGUGCCCCCGAACUGUGAAGUGAUGGUCUGGGGCCGGACGUGUAAAGGACGCUACCAGAAAAUGGGACAGUUGUAUCAGGUGGAGGAGUUGGAUGUGGAGGGGGACAGUGAUCUUAGCCUGACAGUGGGAUCCGAUGGUGUGAUCGAGGUGGGCGUAGUUGAAGCAGCUGGGCCCGAAGAGCCUGUGAUCCCUGAAGUGGAGGUGAGUCAACUGAUUAACGGCAUAGACUUGACCCCCCAGCAGAAGGCCGAGCUCCAGACCCUGCUGCAGAGGUGGCGAAAGGUGUUUGCUGUGAAUGAGGAGGAUUACGGAAGAACUGAUUUGGUCCAACACCAGAUCCACACAGCAGUUGGAGAACGUCCUGCAGAAGCUGUGGCAACAUGGACUGAAGCUGAGGCUGGACAAAUGUUUCCCACAGACUGCCAAACAGCCUAUAUAAACACAACGAGUGCGCCAUGUCGGGAUCCACAGGGGCUGGUGCCACAGAUGAAUGACUGGAAGGAGGCGCAGGAAAAGGACAUGGAUCUGCGCAUCCUGAGGGAGUAUGUGGAACGGGGAGUCCCCCCGGAUGCACCAACGAGGGGAUCCCUGCCUAGCCCUGUACAGAAGUUAUUACAUCAAUGGAGAAGGCUGCAGGUUUGUGAGGGUACGCUGUGCAGAGAGGUAAGGGACCCUAACACUAACGAAAUGUACCUUCAGAUCCUAUGUCCUGCAGAGAGACACAAGGAGGUGUGGGAGAAGUAUCAUGAGGCAGCGGCGCAUGCAGGAGUGGAAAAGACACUGUCCAGGAUACGUCGCUUCUUUUAUUGGCCCAGCAUGGAAGAGGAGGUGCGCGAAUUCCAGCUAGGGUGCGCUGCGUGUAGCCUGCGAGAUAGAAAUAGGCCUAGAGCCCCUUUGCAUCCCAUUAUUGUGUCGUAUCCCCUUGAGAUUGUGGCCUUGGACUUUCUUACAUUGGGGAGGCCCACAGACAGGUACCAGAAUAUUCUGGUGAUGACUGAUCUUUUCACACGGUACGCCUGGGCAGUUCCUACCAAAGAUCAGACUGCUCAGACUGCAGUGCAUGCUCUUUGGGCUCACGUGAUUCAGACCUUCGGUUGCCCGACCAGGCUACACUCAGAUAGAGGUGGUAGUUUUGAGUCUGCCCUGAUGUACCAGCUGUGUAAGUGCUAUGGCAUUACAAAAAGCAAGACCACCCCAUACCACCCGGCUGGAAAUGGUGGGGUUGAGAGGAUGAACCAGACAUUGCUGCACAUGCUUCGGUCCCUAGAGUCAGAGAGACAACAGAGGUGGCCAGAAUAUCUCCCAGAGCUCUUACAAGCAUACAACAAUACUGUCCAUAGUGCCACAGGGUAUGCGCCGUCGUACCUGAUGUUUGGGCGGCAUUUGAGACAGCCGGUGGAUUUAAACCUAGGUGUUGAGCGGGAAUCCCCAUGCCACGACCUGGGAGGGUGGGUUAAGGACCAUCACCAGAAACUAUCUUUUGCCUAUGAGAUGGCUAGGAAAAAGAUGAGGGCAGCAGCCACCCAAAACAAGAGGGCUUAUGACCGAAGUGCGCGGGCCCUGCCAUUGGUGCCAGGCGAGAGAGUUUGGAUAAGGGACAGGAAUAGGCAGGGACAAGGCAAGUUGCACCCAGGUUGGAGCUCAGAGCCGUAUGCGGUAGUGGAAGAGGUUGGCAAUACAGGUGUAGUGUAUAAGGUGCAGCCGGAGAAAGGGGGAGGGGAGAAGGUCCUCCAUCGGAAUGCACUAAAGUUGUGCAUUACCCCUGUAGCAGACCACCACCCAGAGGGGCAGGGAGUCAGCCUUGAGGGAGAGAUGCUAGUUGAGCCUCCAUUUUAUGGUUUCGUGCCCAGCACUCCAGCCCAGCAGCCGAGAGAGUUGUCAGAGGUACGGCGCUCGACGAGGCCUAAUUUUGGUCAGCCACCCGCCCGUUACAGAUCGCUUGACUAGGGUGACAGGGACUGUCACAGAUAAUCGCGUGCACCUGUGAGGUGGAGGCGUGCCCCCGAGGUGGCCUAUUGGCCGCCAAACUGACUUAAGGGAGAUAGUGAGCGCAAAGACAGGAGAAGAGACACACGGAAAGCGAAGAGCAGGAAACCGAACGUAUGCAGACGAGCGCAUGUAUAGAAGGACCGGCCUGCCUGUGCAGCGUCACGAGACUUCCGGCGAUUCAGUUCUGACGGACAGAAUAGCAACAGUGGGAGGCGACGCGUGAAAUCCACAGUAGGGCAGAGGGGACGCCUCUGCCUGCAUCCGUGAGUAUCGCUUUCCCACUGUUGGGCGCUAGGCGUGGUUUUG